UGCUGGCCUUUGAAAGAAAGUGAAAGUGAAAGGGGGAAGAGGAGGCUUCAGGGUAGAGAAGAUCUCAGCGCCAUGAAGUCCCUGUCCCUGCUCCUCUCUGUGGCUUUGGGCCUAGUGAACGUCGUCUCGGCAGGACCCGCAGCCAUUGAGUGCUGGUUCGUGGAGGAUGCAGGCACGGGUAGUCUGGCCAUGAAACCCGCCGCACUGCUUCUGCGCCCGGGACCGGGGGGACCGCCGCCCCGACCGGACCUUGACCCUAAGCUCUACCUCAGCGUGGACGACCCCGCGGGCACCCUGCGGUCUGCCUUCAGGCGAUACCCCCGGGACGCCGCCGCACCACACUGCGAGUUGAGCAGCUUCAUUCCGCUUCCCGCCUCUGCGAAUUGGGCCAGAAGCCUGACACCGGAGCAGAGGUGUCCGCGAGCCCUGGACGGGGCUUGGCUCAUGGUCAGCAUAUCUAGCUCGGUCUUCAGCCUCUCCAGCCUCUUACGACAACAGCCGGAGCCUCAGCAGGAGCCUGUUCUCAUCACCAUGGCAACAGUGGUACUGACUGUCCUUACUCACACACCUGGCCCUCGAAUCCAAAUGGGACAAGAUGCAGUGCUGGACUUGAGCUUCUCCUACAUGCCCCCCACCCCUGAGGCUGCUUCAUCUCUGGCCCCAGGUCCCCCUCCCUUUGGGCUGGAGUGGCGACGCCAGCACCUGGGUAAGGGGCACCUUCUCCUGGCUGCAACUCCUGGUCUAGGUGGGAAGAUACCAGCGACCCAAGAGGGGGCAGUGGCUUUUGCAGCUUGGGAUGAUGAUGAGCCAUGGGGCCCAUGGACUGGGAAUGGGACCAUCUGGCUGCCUGCAGUGCAACCUUUUCAGGAGGGCACGUAUCUGGCCAUUGUACACCUACCAUACCUGCAAGGACAAGUCGAUCUGGAGCUCUCUGUGUACAAGUCCCCUAAAGUGUCCCUAACGCCAGCACCCCUUGUAUGGGCUGCCCCAGGGAAGACACCCCCAGAGUUGCUCUGCCAUGUGAACCACUUCUACCCUUCUGAGGGUCUAGAGGUGGAGUGGGAGCUCCGAGGUGGCCCAGAGGGCGGCUCUCGGAAGGCUGAGGGGCAAAAGUGGCUCUCAUCCCUCCGCCACCACUCUGAUGGCUCUGUCAGCCUCUUGGGGUACCUGCAGCCACCUCCGGUCACCACCGAGCAGCAUGGGGCACGUUAUGCCUGUCGAGUUUACCACUCCAGCCUGCCUGCCUCAGGGCGCAGUGUGGAGGUCACCCUGGAGGUGGUAGGUUUCUCUGGGCCCUCACUAGAGGAUGGCAUAGGCCUCUUCCUGUCUGCCUUUCUCUUCCUCGGACUAGUCAAGGUGCUGGGCUGGGUUGUUGCCUACCUGACCACUUGCAAGGAUUUGAAAGAGAAGAAAACACAGUGAAGGCACUCACACCAUCCUGUGGACACCAUCAUCAUCUUUGGCCCAAGCUACUGUAGUAGCUCCCUGAAACAGUACUCAUUAUCUGCUCCUACUGCCUUGAAACUUCCUCCACUCAGUGGCUGAAAUUUUAUUUUCUUAAAAAAAAACAUCUUAUGGCUCUACGGCAGUGGUUCUCAAAAUUUCCGGUCAGGACUUCUUAAAAAUUAUCAGACAGCCUAAAAAGCUUUGUUAUGUGGGUUAUACUAACUACUGAUAUUUAUUUACCAAAACUUGAGACACCAGAACACACAAGCACACAUUCUCUUCAUUGAGAGUCAUGGUGUCAAUACACAUCAUAUAGCUUCUGGGAAACUCCACUUGUACACUCUUCAUAGAAUUAUAACGAAAAAGGCAAGUAAUAUCUUAACAUUGUUAGGGAAAAGUCCUGGAGACCUCUAAGAGAACAGUCGUGGAGAACCGCUGUUCUAGGGCCAAAUUCAUUCUCCUGGCCCGACCUGUGUGUCCCUCGCACCCGACCACUGCCUACCUAUUUAGCCCUGGGAUGCUCCCCUGUCCUCCUCUCAGACGACAACUAGGCCUUUCCUCCAAGGAACCAAACGCCUGGCCUGCCUCCGGGAUCCCGACGCUCUGUCCCCCUACCUGCUCCACCCUCCCCCUCCCGGGUCGGCCUCGUAACUUCCCUGGGCCUGCUACGUGUCACUCUCAUGCGGGUCACCAAAGCUGUAAUUACGUGAUUGUGUGAAUCGUUAAAUGCCUGUCUCCCUCCCCGACUCGAGGGCUGGGACAAGCCGCCUGUCCUCCGCUGGACGCCACGCGCCAGCACAGGGCCUGGCGCCCACUGGAGGGCGCUCAGCAAACAGCUGCUGGACACGACCAAGGAAGCGGCGGCGCGGCUUAAGGACCUUUGAGGGGCAGGACGGUCGUCCGCCCGGCGAUCGGGAGAACAGGUCUAGUGGUGUCGGAAUAAAGUGUUCCAGUGCUUCCAACCGGUCUCUCAUUCUAUCCCCUUUCCAAACACAAUGAAUCUUCCCCUCCCCUCUACCCUUCCAAUCACCCGGCCUCCCAAACGCCUCGGAGGGAGACCUGUCCCGUUGGGAAUCAGUGCAGACGCCAGAGCUUGGAGACGCCCAAGUAGAUGGUUCUCCAGAACCCAGCGAGCUCAGAGCCCAGCCGCGAGCGCCGGAAACCCCAAGCGCCUAGCCUGAGCCGGAAGCGGCACCUUCCUGUCCCGCCCCCUGGCGGGUGGGCGGGAACGAGGGCUCCUCAGAAAGCCCGGAGUGGAUUCGGUUCACUGCACUCGUGGGUUGGGGUGGGAGCGUAACCUUGCGGGGUGGAGUAACAGGGUCCCUCCCCGCCUAAAAUACUUACCGCGGGAG
Messenger RNA from Castor canadensis (American beaver), 2798 nucleotides. RefSeq names its product TAP binding protein (gene Tapbp). Lineage: Eukaryota; Metazoa; Chordata; Mammalia; Rodentia; Castoridae. Gene Ontology annotation, cellular component: membrane. Gene Ontology annotation, biological process: antigen processing and presentation of endogenous peptide antigen via MHC class I. The record is from RefSeq and is a predicted model, not a curated record.